ACAAUAUCUGAAAAGAGAAGCGCCAAUGUACGUGAUAGGUCAUCAUAUAUGUGUCUCUUGUAAUGAAUGGGCCGGGCUGUGAAAGGGUUCGUGCAGGAUGAGGCCCAGCCGGGGCAGUCAUAAAAGUUUCGCCAUUCUCUCGUGAUCCCCCUUCUUCCCCAGAUAAACUCGAUCGAUCUUGUUUUUUCCUUCCUACUCUAAAGAAGCUAGUAAAAGCUAGACUUGUCGAGAGAUAAAAAAGCAAAAGGAUUCUUACCAAUUACAUGCGUGCCGUUCUUCGCAAGGAUCCUUCCUCGCUUGCAGCGAUCACGACAAUCCCUGGUCUAGAAUAAGCCAAAUCGAACGACAUUCUGCAACUGCGGAAUUGAGGAUGGAUGGCAAACACGACAAUUCGCCCGACGAGAACAAUGGGGUUAUUAGCCUCAGCAAUAGCCCGGAGAGUACUAAUGACGCCGAUUCCAAGGAUCCUCAUGUGUGGCUUGUUGGCGGCGGUAUUGCAUCUCUUGCCGCCGCGGUCUUUCUGAUUGAAGAUGCAAAAGUUCCGGGUGAUCAUAUCCACAUUCUCGAGGCAUCGGCGAAAGCUGGUGGAUCAAUGGCGACGUUUUCGAAGCCAUCAUGGGACACGGGAUAUCGAGUAUCUGCGAUUCGCAAGAUGAGUCUCACUUAUCAUUGUUUGUAUGGGAUGUUGGAAAAGGUGCCGUCGGACGUUGAAGGCGAGACACUCGCAGCCAAAUUACACCGGUUCAAUCAGGCAAGGAGGAAGCUCGGCGCAUCGGGAACGAGAUUGGUGAGACAGGUCAUUGACGACGAUGGAACUGAGAAACCGGAGGCUGUUGAUGUGAGCACAAUGGGCUUGAGUGUCAAGAACCAGUGCGACUUGAUGAGGGUGGUUCUCGAAACGGAAGAGGAGCUGGAGGGUCUUGAGAUUCAGGCUUUAUUUGAACCAGACUUUUUCGAGACGAACUUUUGGGAUUUAUGGUCGUCGCUCAAUCGGUUCCAUCCCUGGUGUAGCGCGGUUGAGUUCAGGCGGUGUCUGCAUAGGAUGUUGCAUGAGUUUCCCAAUAUGGGGACAUUAUCUGGCGUGGAGCAGGCUCCUGAGGAGGACUUCGAGGCGAUUAUUAAGCCAUUGACGCAGUAUCUGAAAGCGAUGGAUGUUGAGUUUCGGCAUGGUAUACAAGUUAGCAAUCUGGAAAUUGAGGAUGUUGGUUCUGACUUUCGAGUAUCCGCCCUGAAAACAUACCAAGACAACAAGCAUGUCUUAAUACCAACUGGGCCUGAUGAUCUUGUACUUCUAACCCUUGGCUCCCUCACAUCUGGAAUGGGAUACGGCACAAAUGACCAACCGCCUCCGACAAUGGAGCUUCGCGAUUCGGCACCUCACGAGCUCGACCCCUCGUGGACCUUCUGGGAUAGACUUGCGAUGGAUCGUCCCCAGACGUUCGGCAACCCUGAAGCAUUCUUCGACCGACCCUCAAAGUCAACAUGGCUCUCCUUCACCGUCACACUUCGCGACCCAGCAUUCUUCGAGCACUUACGUACCUGGACCGGCACACUAACAGGUGCUGUACCACUAAUAACCUUCCGCGACUGCCCCUGGAUGCUCUCACUCACGAUCCCGCAACAACCAUAUGUCAGAGAUCAACCCUCCGACGUUUUUGUAUUCUGGGGUUACGGCCUCUUCCCAGAUCAGCAAGGCCGCUACGUCAAAAAACACAUGCUCGAAUGCACCGGCGCUGAAAUCCUCACCGAGCUUCUGCACCUCAUGGCUUUUCCCCUCCAACCCACCCUCGAGCGCUCCAUCACAAUUCCCUGCCUCAUGCCGUUAAUCGGAAGUCCAUUCUUGACACGUAAGAAGGGCGAUCGACCAAAGGUAAUACCCGAUGGGAGCAAAAACUUGGGUUUGAUGGGGCAGUUUGUUGAGAUUGAGAGGGAAGUGACGUUUACGAUGGAGUAUUCGGUUCGGUCGGCGCAGUUGGCUGUUUAUGGGCUCAUGGGGUUGGAUAAGAAACUACCGGGGGUUAUGGGUGAGGAUCAUGCUGUGUUAACGUUGGGGAUGGCGUUGAAGACGAUGAUGACUUGAGGGGAGUGUAACUGGUUCGGAAAUGGCGUUAGGAAAAGUAACAAAAUGGUGGGAGGGAUGGGAUAUGCUUAGCUUUAUCGUAUGUAUAGUAGAACAGGACUCAGAGGUCUUUUGAUAGGGAAAUGGAUGCAUUGACUUCUUCAAAUGACCGCAAUAAGGUGGAUGUUUGCUGCAACUAUGGCUGCAGUAUUUGCAGCUAAGAAAGGCAAACCUUAGGCCCCAAUUAUAAACAAUGAAAGGCUUCAG
Fusarium verticillioides 7600 is the source of this 2326-nucleotide messenger RNA. RefSeq names its product myosin-crossreactive antigen. The record is from RefSeq and is a predicted model, not a curated record. Gene Ontology annotation, biological process: fatty acid metabolic process. NCBI's taxonomy places the organism in Eukaryota, Fungi, Ascomycota, Sordariomycetes, Hypocreales, Nectriaceae. Gene Ontology annotation, molecular function: oleate hydratase activity; FAD binding. The transcript is spliced from 2 exons. The coding region runs from base 371 to 2080 and encodes 569 amino acids.